AUGAGAAUAUUCUGUACUCGUUCUGGGGAGAACAGACUGAUAAUUGAGUCUAAUAGCCUGAUUGUCCUGAACGAUCUGUUGUCUAAAUUGUCCUAUAGAAGCACUCUCUACCAUAUAAACACUGGAGACCUUGCCACCUUCCAGUUUAAAAAUCAUGAAGCUGUGUUUCCCAUUGCCAUCAAACACCCUCUUAUAACAGUCCUGUAUGACAUGGGAACAGCGCCCAGCUCUCAAGUCACCAUCACAACAAAGACCUUUCUACGCUAUGAACAACUGAAGGUGCUUUUGGACAGCAUCCGGAAAUUCUAUAGCAGUAUAAAAGUAAUAAUUGCAGAUGACAGCCUCAAACCAGAGCCUAUUAGGGGAGAAAAUAUCCAACACUACAUUAUGCCUCCAGCACAGGGUUGGUUUGCUGGUAGAAAUCUGGCUGUUUCCCAGGUAACCACCAAGUACUUCAUGUGGGUGGACGAUGACUUUUUGUUUACAGAGAAGACAAAGAUAGAGAAGCUUGUGGAGGUGAUGGAGGCGGUCCCUGAGCUCAUGAUAGUUGGUGGGACAGUAAACGGGAACCAAUUUCAUUUCUCUCUUAUCUAUGAAGAAGGAAAAGGAACUGAAGGUGGCUGCCUACACAGGAAGUCUGAUGGGAAAUUCCAUUCAGUUCCAGGUUACCCACAAUGCUCUUUGGCCAGUGGAGUUGUUAAUUUCUUUCUGGGUCGUAUAGAUGCAGUACAGAGGGUUGGAUUUGACCCUAAACUCCUGCGAUUAGCUCACUCAGAGUUCUUUAUGGAUGGUCUGGGGGAUUUGCUUGUUGCUACAUGUGAUCAUGUGUCUGUUAGCCAUCAACCCAGAGCCAGAAAUGAUCACUACACACAGUUCAGAUACCCUGGAAAAGAUGACAGUGAAUUCAAACUGCAACUUCAUUUCUUCAAAAACCAUCUUAAGUGCAUCAAAUAUGGAUAG
Messenger RNA from Oreochromis niloticus (Nile tilapia), 960 nucleotides. Its product is annotated as beta-1,4 N-acetylgalactosaminyltransferase 2-like. The transcript has 8 exons. Bases 1 to 960 code for a protein of 319 amino acids. Gene Ontology annotation, molecular function: acetylgalactosaminyltransferase activity. The record is from RefSeq and is a predicted model, not a curated record. Gene Ontology annotation, biological process: UDP-N-acetylgalactosamine metabolic process; UDP-N-acetylglucosamine metabolic process. Lineage: Eukaryota; Metazoa; Chordata; Actinopteri; Cichliformes; Cichlidae.